This is a messenger RNA of Cyclospora cayetanensis, 2142 nucleotides long. RefSeq lists its product as uncharacterized. Bases 1 to 2142 code for a protein of 713 amino acids. The record is from RefSeq and is a predicted model, not a curated record. NCBI's taxonomy places the organism in Eukaryota, Apicomplexa, Conoidasida, Eucoccidiorida, Eimeriidae. The transcript has a single exon. Gene Ontology annotation, molecular function: peptidyl-prolyl cis-trans isomerase activity; mRNA binding; protein binding.
AUGCCAGUAGACGAUGAGCAGGAUGACUUGGCAGCUCUCGAGGCCUCUCCCCCCGUAUCUCCUCAAAACCAGGAGGGCGAGCCGGAGGGCCCUGGACGGGCGCAGUCCUCCGCAGGGGGAGGAGCAGAGGGUCCUGCGGCAGUGGCUGCAGCACAGGGGAGAGCGCGCAUGCAGCAGCAACGAGGCGACUGGUACGCCGCGCAGCAGAGGGCUAGGGCAGUGCCUGCAGUGGCUGUCACGCCCCUAUUCGUCUCCGGGGGUGCCCUGCACUCGACCAGCACAAAAAACAAGGAAGUCCUCUUGCCCCCUACGCUUACUGGUGCUUCUCCCGGAAACAAGACGGGCCUGUGGAAUGAGGCUGUCAGCUCUGCUCAGACGAAGGGUAAGGGAGCCUCAGGUUCUCCGGCGAUCCCUCCAACUGCUGCAGGCGCUCUGAGUACACCAGGGGCCUCGCAAGACACCGCUGGCCAAGGCGCUCCAUCGAGCUCAGAGUCAGCUGACGAUGCCGCCUUCUUCCCCCCCACAGCUCGUAUAUGCUCCCGUCCUGUCACGGAGUUUUCGCACUUGGCGGUGCAAAAGGAUGGCGUCACUUUGUCGGUCCUGUGUUUGCCUUGGCUCUACCAGAAGCUGCACAAGGAGGUCCUCCUGCUGGGGAGGGGCGACAGUGCUGAUAUCCAUACCGAUCAUCCCAGCUGCUCAAGGGCCCACUGCGAACUUCGGCGCGUCAGGCUCCCUGACGGGCAAUGUUCGUACACCCUAGAGGAUCUGAACAGCGCUCACGGGACGCUCGUGAAUGGUGGCAAAGUGGCCCCAAGGAAGCCAACCGUCCUAGACGACGACGACGAGAUACAAGUGGGGUUCUCGCAGAGGCUGUACACGUUCAAGAAGGGAGACGACCGACUGGGGUUGCAAAGAGACGAGGAGCGCGGAGCUUCCCUCGCUGCAGCCAGGCCGAUUGGGGGAGGCGCAGGAACGCCGCAUCAGCCCCCCUCCCCGUCCUUAGACGAAGACAACGGAGAGGCCCCCAAGUCAUCCUUUCUCCAGAAGCACCUUGAGCGAAGAGCCAAGAUGGGGAAUGCCUUCAGAGGCAGAGGGGGAGGCCCCUACGGCGGAGACCGCCAUCGCUGGCAUAGGGAGACGCCAGAGGCAGGGGAAGACGGCAGUCCCGCGGGGCCUGGGGGCCCCCGUAACAGAGGGGGGGGGCCCCCACGCCAGGACUCUAACUGGCAGCCUGGCGGGGGGGCAGGCUCUCCGGAGUGUCUGUACUACGGCAACGCGGACAGAGACGGCGGUGGAGGCCCUUGGCGAGAGCGAGGCGGCUCGCAGCGCUAUCACCACCACGCAUCCGGAGAUGAUGGCUAUUCGAGAGGCCCCUCCUGUGGAGCCCCCACGGGCGGUAAUACCACGCCUCUCGGGGGCCCCUGGGGGCGCUCCCCGCAGGGUCGCUAUGGGGGAGAGGCCCCUCGUGACAGUAGUCUCAGCGUCUAUUCCCCCGAGUCUGCAUCAAGUGGUGGUGCUCCGUACUCUCCUCAAGCUCCACCCUCCGUAAGCCCCUACCUGGUGAAUCCCGAGUUUGGGGGGGGCGGGGGAGGGUCGCCUCACAACGCGGGAAGGACGGCCUAUGGGGAGACUCCCUUUUAUGGGGGCCCUUCCCCCAUGGCGAGUGGAGCCGCCUCUAGGGACAUGUCUCACGCUGCUGCGCCUGCUGUUCCUGCGGAGGAAACCGCGGCGGGCGCUGCAUGCAAUUUCGCCAAGGCGGACCGGGUGUACGUACACCACAUCUUGUUGAAGUUUGCGGGGGCCCUGGGGUUCGCGGGGGCCGCGGAGGUGGCGACGUUGAGGGACGGCAAGACACCUAUGCAGCGCACACGUGAGCAAGCACGCGAGUACUUGACACAUACCCGGCAGCUGCUGGUGGAGGCCCCCCAGCAGUUCGGAGACUUCGCAGCAGAGCUUUCGGACUGCCCCUCCUUCGCGCGUAAGGGCGAAGUGGGUUGGCUCAGGUGUAACGGCCUUCUGGAAACAGGCGAGCUCCUCUUUCCUCCGCUGAUGGCGGCGGGGGCCUUAGCUCUGGAAGUUGGUCAACUGUCUCCUGUCCUUGAGAGCCAUAUGGGCUUCCACCUCUUCUUUAGAACGGCAUGA